GGCGCUAUGUACAGCUAAAUCACGCUGAAUGAUUGGGGUUGUCUGUAAAAUGUAUAACUCAUAUGAUUCUGCAUAAAUUUGUGGUUGUAAUAGAUCGUAUUUCUGACCUAAUGGCCAGUCUCAAAACACGAUUUUACGAACUUUCCUCGAUCGAAAAUAAUUGCAAAAUUGCCUCUGAAAAUACUUAAAACUCUUAAUAUCUCAGUUAUACCUAAAGUAAUUUCGCUACAAAAUAUUAUAAUUAUUUGUCAUCUGUUACUAAAGAAAUUGGCCAAACGAUAUUUUAAAUACAAAGAAUAUUACAUUUAAAAAAAAAUAUUUAUUGAUUUGGCACUUAGGUCCUUGUAUUCUGAAUCGCGUCUUCUCUGUUACUCGUAUUCCAUUAGACAGUGAGCGUUGAAUCGCGCUGCUAGACGGAUGUGCGCUAAGUUGUGCUCUCGGACGUAUAAUAUUUUAUUCAGGAAAAAUUGUUUUAGUUUUAUAAGUUUGAGACAUUCGUGUAGCAUAAGUUUUAUAGACAUAAUUAUAGUGUUAAUAAUAAUUAAAUAUAAGUAAUAAAUUGAUAUUAUAGUAUAAAUUAUUUAAAAUGCGCCCGAAAUUGAAGAAUAUACAAUAUAAAAAACAACAAAAGCAUAUGCUCGAAGUUGUUCGGAAAAGACUUUUGAAGAUUAAUUCUGAAAAUCCAUCAAUUCGACCAGUUUUGCAAGAAAUACAGAAUUCUCAGCACGAAUGCCCUGCAAAAUCGCUGACAAUACCAACAGCUGAACCAACACCAAUCUCAAUAGAUACAGGAGCUAUGCAGAAACCAAAUUAUGAUGGAGAAGUUGCCGAGGAGCAGUUAUACACUAAGAUCGAUCGAGGUACAUAUGAACCAGUGCAAGGUCGAAGAAUCAUAAAUAUUAUGCAUUUCACUUAAAUAAUAUAGCAGCAAUUGCCCAUGGUGUGAAAAAUGAACACAUUGCCAUUAAACAACUUACAUUACAAGAUUAAGUCGUUAUUGACCCUUGUGGUCUAUUCGUGGACCAUGACUUUCCUUUUAUUGGAGCUACACCCGAUAGAUUAAUAGGAGAUGACACAAUUGUGGAAAUAAAAUGUCCGAUAGUGACCUUCAAGAAUGGGCUUAAAGAAUCCAUUCAACAAAAUAAGAUACAAAUAUGGAAUUACAAUAAGAAAACUAAACGUAUAAAUAAGAAUAGUAACUGAUAUUAUCAGAUACAAGGGCAGUUACACGUUUCACGAAGAGCAAAGUGUUUAUUUGGAGUAUGGAGUAGUGAAAAUAAGCCUCUCAAAACAGAAACGAUCUUAAGAGAUGAUGAUUUCUGGGAGAAAAAAAAUGAAAGAAAUACUUCUCAAUUUUUAUAUGGAUUGGCUAUUGCCAGGAUUGGUUGAUUUACGAAGAGCGCGAGGUAUGCCAAGAGAAGAAAAUCCUCCUCCUCCUAAUUCACUCUGUGAUAAAAAAGAAAAUUACCCUUGUAACAGCAGACUGCUUAGUUUUAACGAAUUAUAAUACUACUGGAAAGCGUAAUAAUGGAGGUAAUAAUGUAAUAAUAUAAUUGAAUGUAUUGUAUUUAUCUUUAUUUAUUAAUUGUAUUAUUUCAUAAGUCUCAUGACAUUUAUAUGCCAUUUUUAUUUUAGAUCGGUCGAAGAAAAGGUAGAAUAUGCAUUGGCGUUUUAUAUAGAGUUAGCACAGGAAGUGGAUAUUGUGUGUCUAUUGUGAAUAUCAACAUAUAUAAAAUGUCGACAAUAAUUACUUCCAAUAUAUCUCAGUUAUAUUUAUUCUACUGUACUUUGUACUAUCUUCGAAAAAGAAUACUAGAUAUUAGAUAUAGAAAUGAUUUAGAAAU
This is a messenger RNA of Bicyclus anynana (squinting bush brown), 1844 nucleotides long. RefSeq lists its product as uncharacterized. The coding region runs from base 587 to 916 and encodes 109 amino acids. The record is from RefSeq and is a predicted model, not a curated record. NCBI's taxonomy places the organism in Eukaryota, Metazoa, Arthropoda, Insecta, Lepidoptera, Nymphalidae. The transcript has 4 exons.